Molecule: messenger RNA, 2761 nt
Organism: Amborella trichopoda
Lineage: Eukaryota; Viridiplantae; Streptophyta; Magnoliopsida; Amborellales; Amborellaceae
Source: RefSeq, a predicted model, not a curated record
UCAUGUUUUGGCCCCUCUUCUUUGGUUAAAAAACACAUGGUUAUGUAUCCAAAAAGUUGUGAAAACAUGUUUUUAUGCAAGAUACCCAACAUGAUUUUGGAUACCGUAGGAUCCAAACGACAGUUUCCAGAAGUCAUUUUCUAAAUUGGGGCAAGUAAGCUGUUAGGAUACUGCGCGUAGUCGAGGGCCAUCGCGUCGGUUUCUAUACUGGGGGAAGCGACGAACGGUUCUGCUUUAUUUUUUUCUACGAUUCCGAUUCAUACAAGCUAGAGGCAGGUUUGCUCCAACUAGAGAUGGGAGGAAGAGGAAUAAUUGGGGACAAAUGGUCACUUAGAAUACUAUGGUUCUGUGCAAUUGGAAGCGCAAUUGGCCUCUGGAUGGUUGGUGUUGAGAGACAGACACAAAAUAUGGAACGCAAUAUGGCUCAAAGUUUAAGGGAUUUGGAUUCAGCUGCAGAUGGGCAAUCCGAUGGCGAGGAAGUUUAAAAGAAAACGAUUAUUAUGAGCAGGAUAUCAAGCAGUUUUUUCUAUUCUGCCAAUUUUGACUGAGGGCAGUCUUCGUCCUCUUUUGUUUGGAACGUGCCUUUCAUGUAUUGUUGUGUCUUAGGCAGGAAAUCAAUAAUAAGCUGUUGAAAAUGAAUAACUCUGUAUCUUGUCAUCACCCUUUUGAAUUUAGUAUCUACUCUCUAUGCUUAAUCCUGCUUCCCUGGGAAUGCCGAUCCCCAUCAGAAGAGAAUUCAAUCUUAUCAGUUUGGCAUUGUCAUAAUCCUUUGCAUGUGGACGUGUUCUUACUAUGUUUAGUUUUAGCACAUUAUGUGCACUCAUUCAUCACACUUGGUGUGUUUGUAUAACUGUUGAGAUUUGUUUAUGCUAUGUUUAUGGUGCUUAGUGUUGUGUUUUUUAUGGUCUCAAGGAGAGGUCUAUUCUUUAUUGUUUGACUUUUCCUGACAGAAUCAAAUUUCAAGAUUUGAAUUGCAGUGUCCUUUGAAAAAAGGCUUGAACUGCAGAGAUUUAUUUGUCUCCCAGAUGAUCAACCAAGUGCUGGGAGUUGCUCAAACAAUUGCUGAGCACCUCCAAAAAUGUGCAUGUAUGAAAUCACUGAAGCAAAUCCAUGCUCAAAUUUUCCGACAUGGACUCAUCCGAGAUAACUUAUUGGCAGUGAAGCUUGUGGCUUUCUGCAGCAAAGCUUCGGGUGAUAUAGAUUAUGCUCGCCUGGUAUUCAAUUGGACUAUUGAUACUGCAAAUGUCUUCCUCUGGACUGCCAUGAUAACAGGUUAUGCCAAGAAUCAAUCUCAAGUUACCAAGGAAGCCAUUAUGUUAUAUAAGCAGAUGCACCAGCAUGGUGUCCCACCAAACAGCUUUACUUUCUCAUCUUCUCUCAAAGCUUGCUCCUUUUUAGUGGCCUCAAAUGAAGGGAGACAAAUCCAAUCACAGGCUUUUAAAUUGGGGCUCGAUGCUGACAUAUAUGUACAGACUACCCUUGUUGAUAUGUAUGCCAAAUUUGGUUGCAUUGAAGCAGCUCGUCAACUCUUCGACUCAAUGCAGGAAAGAAACUUGGUUGUGUGGAAUGCCAUGCUUGUGGGUUAUUCCAAGUCUGGUUGGGUUGCGGCGGCACGUGCAUUGUUUGACGAGAUGCCUGAGAGGGAUUCUAUUUCAUGGACUGCUAUGAUCACUGGUUAUACUAAUCGGGGAGAUAUGUGGGCUGCACAAGCUCUCUUUGAUCAGAUGUCAAAUAGAGAAGUAGUAACAUCUUGGAAUGCUUUGAUUGCUGGGUAUUCUCAUUGCGGGGAGUUGAUUGAAGCCCUAGGGUUAUUUGAUUUGAUGCUGGCCGAGAAUGUGAAACCCAAUCAGGUAACAAUGGCUAUCGUGAUAUCAGUAUGUGGUCAAUUGGGAGCUCUGGUUAGGGCAAGGUGGGUGCAUGAAUACGUGAAAGCAAGUGGGCUGGAGAUGAAUGUUUAUGUUUACAAUUCCUUGAUCGAUAUGUAUGGCAAAUGUGGGAGUCUUGAUGAGGCUUACAAGGUGUUUUGUGAAAUACCCAUGAAGGAUACAGUAUCCUACAAUGCAAUGAUUGUGGGGUUAGCCAACCAUGGGUAUGGCAACGAUGCCCUUAAGCUUUUCUUGGAGUUACAGAACAUCGGAUUGUGGCCCGAUAGGAUCACCUUCAUUGGUGUUUUAACUGCUUGUAGCCAUACUGGAUUGGUGAGAGAGGGUCGAGAAUAUUUCGAAUGCAUGACCAAGGUUUACGAGAUUGAGCCCUCUGUCGAUCACUAUGCUUGCAUGGUUGAUCUUCUCGGGCGUGCAGGGUGUGUGGAGGAGGCUCACAAGGUGGUGGAGGGGAUGGCAGUGGUGCCGCAUGCAGGUGUAUGGGGAGCUCUGCUUAGUGCAUGCGGGAUCCAUGGUAAUUUGGAAGUAGCUGAAAUUGCUGCAAAGAACCUUUUCGAAAUAGAACCUGGCAAUCCAGGUAACUACGUAUUGCUAUCCAACAUCUAUGCGAGAGCGAGGAGGUGGGAUGAUGUUGCAAAGGUGAGGAGGUUGAUGAGAGGUAAGGGAGUAGCUAAAACAGCAGGGUGCAGUUGGAUUGAGGUGAAUAAUGAAGUAUAUAAAUUUCUCAUUGGAGAUACCACUCACCCUAUAUCCCAUUAUAUUUAUUCCACGUUGAGGCAACUUUCUCUGCACUUGAUGUUUGUUGGUUAUGAAUCGGAUUUUGGCUCCAAAGCACAUGAUUACCUUUCUUGAAUGAUCUGAGUUGUUCAUGAUGUUUG